UUGGCGCACUUUUGGGUUGUUGUAUAUCUGGGCUGGUUUAUUUACUCUGUAUUUGUGUGUGUUUGUCCGUGUGUGAGUGUUUGUGUUAGAGGGGUGGGGGUGUUGUGGAAAGACAAAGCAGCUCAGACUGAUACCGGAAAAGAUAAGUGAAAGAUCUCUGUAUUUUGUUCACAAUGGCAACUUUGUCCUAAAAGAGACGGAGAGAAAGAGGGAGAAGGAGUGACCUCGGUGGAGCUGUUAUUUCAACUAAGAGUAGUUUGUGAUGGAAAUGAGCAGUGGGAUGUGUGCAAAUGCAAUUAGGCAGUGCCGAACAGGCGGAAGGUAUCUAGCCAUUAAGGAAACAAAAGAACUAAAUGCAAUCCCACAAAUAGUGGUGCAAAUUUGGCCUUUUUUCAAAGAAAGAGCGGGAAAAUGAAAAGGGAAAUCAGUGUCAAGUUGCUUUAUAUUAUUUCUCAAGCUUUUAAUACUACCACUAUGGCGCUAUUUUGAGCUGGCAUUUUGUUGAGAAAUCGAUAUUGGGCCACCUGAAAUCUCGCUUCAAUUACUUGUUAUGCCCAAUUAUCCAGCCUAAAGACCACUAGCUUAGGUUUAAUACGCUACACAUUCCCGCCUGUGUUUUCUAACCGACACAGUUUCUUUUCAGUUAUUUAAAUGGUAUUUAAUACAGCAAAGAGCGAGCCAGAUUUAUAUUAGAGCAGCAGCCGGAGGUUUGGAAGAGAGUUGGUUGAGUGAGAAGCAUAACAGUAAUGGAGAGUAGAUGAAAGGAGUUAUUACAUUAUUGAGUGCUGAUUUAUUAGCCUCUGCCAGUGGCGAAGUUUAGUAGUGUAAUUGGCGCAGUGGAGUGUAAGCGAAGUGCAUUGGCAAUAGAUCCGAAUGGACGUGUGUGUUGCAAGUGAGAAUUCUCUCUGGGCUCCCAGCUUCAAAUUGAGCUUCUGAUCUUGUCACUUCUAGACUUCUUCGCUCAAUUCGCCCUCCUGACAACACAAGACAAGACAAGACAACGCAAGACAACACAACUCAUACAAGACAGUUCUCACCGGAACUGCUCCGCCAUCUCCGCCUCAUCCAGUGCGUAAACAGCCGCCGGAGAAACACCCUACCUCUUCGGCGCCACAAACCCCGAGGACUUCCCCGCCACCGCCGCCCCCAGUUCCCCACAGAUUCAAACUCCUCCCCUCGAAUCCGAUUCCAGCUCAGGUGAAACUAACUUCCCAGGCGGCCUCGACAGUCGCCCUAUCGUCAUCAGCACCGACAGUCGUAGCUGCGGCGACAAGCACUGCAAACCCGACAAGUGUCGUUGUUCCGGCGAGGAGUUCUGCGAGUAGUAAUUACGCUAACAGCGUUGUCACCUCUGCUGUCACUGGCUACAACUAUAUUGGCCAGUACCAGUCUCAGACGACAGGCAGAGGGAUGGGCGACGACCAGAGUGACACGCGCAUGCCACUCUACACAGACGAGGCCUUCCACGAGGGAAUCCGCUUCAAUGCAAAGUAUGUGGGCAGUCUAGACAUUCCGCGGCCGGCCACCAAGGCUGAGAUUUUGGCUGUCAUGAGACACAUUCGAUUUGAGUUCAAGACGAAGGCAGUGAAGAAGAAGAAGGUGAAGAUAGUGGUCAGCAUCAACGGGGUCACGGUCACUGUGCGCAAGAAGAAAAAGGGCACGGAAACAGAAGAUACGCAAGACACGGAGGAAGAGAACUCACAUCGGUAUGAUGAUAAGAGCUUUAGAAGCUGGGAUGACAGUCAGAUGAUUCUUCUCCAGCAUCCAAUUCACAGAGUGUUCUACGUGUCGCACGACUCCCAGGACCUGAAGGUGUUCAGCUACAUCUGCAAGGACAAGGACACCGGAGUGGAACACGUGAAGAGCUUCAAGUGCAACGUGUUCAAGUCCUACAAGAAGAGCCAGGCGAUGCGGAUAGUGCGUACAAUAGGACAGGCGUUCGAGGUGUGCCACAGAUACCACACUGCCACCUCCAGAGACGGCUCAGAGAUCGAUCACGCCUCCUCAGUCAGAUACCAGGAGUCCAUCGAUGGGGGAGACAAGAACAGUCUGCAGGCACAAGACACCAGUCCCACGAAGAGUGUGGCCAAUGCCUCCUCCCCCUCAGUGGGGGACCACAACCAGCACCACCCUCAACCUCACUCCUCCCCCCUUCCUCCUCAUUUGGACCAACAGCAGCAGCAGCAGCAGCAGCAGUACCAUCACUCCCAGAACAACAACAUUGCCGCGGCCGCUCUUCCCCAGCAGGUCGGUCAUCACCCUCCGACCACGCCCGGGUCCAUGCACAAAGAUUACGGAUCACAACAGCAGCAGCAGUACCAGGGCAGCCAGCCACUUCCACCGAACAACACAAGCCAGUCAGUCGGAGGAGGGGGAGGAGGAGGGGGUCCCGGAGGAGGCGCCUCCGCCUACAACCUUGCUCAACAUCAUCACUCUGCUUCCAAUGUGUCACAACACGCGGCCACCGGAAACGCCCCAUCCAACCAAGGUGGGGAAAGUACUCAUUCAGAUUCCACUCACACCGUCCACUACUCUGCUCAAAGAACCCCCACCAACACGCCAGGUCCCCACCAGUAUCCUCCCCCCUCACAACAGCAGCAGCACUUGUUGGGCGACAUGGAGGGGGCACACAUGGAUUAUCCGCCGGCAAGGCCCCAGACUGCUGCCGCCAUGCACAGUGAUAUGUUCACGUCUGCUCACAAACACGUGGACUCCUCCACGUCUGUCACUCCUCCGACCUCCCUCUUCGGUCAGCAUGUUGUGGCGGAGAGUGCUGGCUACAGCCAUGGCCCCAAUAUUCCACCGCCGCCGCCCGGGAUGCACAACCCAGACAUCAUGCAACAGCAUAUUCAUUCGAACAUGGAUCCAAACAAAAUGGGCUACAACUCGCUUCCGCCAUACGCAGCGGCCCAACACGGUGCUUUCAACUAUGCUUCAUACAACCCAGCCCCAGGCCACCCUGUGCCACCAUCUCACCACCCCACCCAUCAAUCCCUGCCCCCAUCUUCACACUACCCCAGCACACUACCGGGCGGCUUCAAGAGCCACUACGGAAGCCCCCCUCAUCAACCAGUGUCCAUGUACAGUGCCACUGCACAACAACUGGAGCACGAGAUCUCAGGACUCAUUCGCUCGGCGCAUACAAGGUCGCAGCACUCCUCGGGCACUUCGGAUACGACUCAGAUGUUCACAGGCGCCUCAGGGAGCACCGGGGCGGCCGCCGCCUCGAAUGUGCCCACCAAUCUAUCAAGCUCGGCCUAUCAUCAGCUGGCGUUGAUUCAGGAGCAGCUGACGCAGCAGCAGAGUGAGACACAGGUGGCCAUUGCACAAGUGAGACUGCUGAAGGACCAGCUGGUGGCGGAGAGCUCUGCCAGGAUUGAGGCACAGUCCAGAGUCCACCAGCUCCUCAUCCAGAACAGAGACCUCCUAGUCUACAUACAGCAGCUAGUCGCACAGCUCAACCAGUUACAAGACUCCAGCGGUGUCAUCCCCAAGUUCACAGGUAUGGGCUCGAUUCCGGGCGUGGGCGGGGUGCCCCAGGGUGGUACGGGCGGGGGAGGAGCGGCGGGACAGCUGUCUCUCUCGCUGCCACACAGUCUGUUGGCAGGACUGGGACUGAGCGCAUCUCAGGCGGGCGGGGGUUCUGGAUCGGGACCGGGCAGUAACACGGCAUCGCCCUCUAACACUUUGUCCAGCAACCAAAUGAAUGUCCAGAUGCAUCAUGUCAACCCAGUCAAGGUGGACAAGAUCACCCCUCAGUUCACAUCAGCCGCCAACUCAAACUCAUCUGAUCAAACCCCCCUCCUCACAAACAACAACACCAAUGCCACCCAAUCAUCCUCACCACCCAACACCAACUCUGCUAUAAACAACAGCAGUACUUCACAAAACCAAUGUAGUCACCGCCUGUCUUACCCUCAGACUAGACUCUCUCAGCUCCAUCAACACCAGCAAUAUAUGACGUCAUCACACUCCCCUCUGCUCGCUUCUAAAAACCAGCAGCGAUCCAGCUUCCCCGGAAUGGACCAAAACAUCCUCCUAACUGCCGAUACAAGUUAUGGCGACGAUGACGAGGGGGGAAACGGGGUAGAAUUAGAGUCCCCAUCUAAGAAGCCAUUUAUGUGCGGUAUUAUUAUUACUCCCCAAUUAAGUGAAGCUCCGGUCAGCCAAACCGAUGCUAAUUCUACGACUUGUAUGGAUUCUAAAAACGAAGCUGCCUCUCGAAGAAGUGACAACGAUGAACAGCCGCAUAUUAAACAGGACCAAAGUCACACCUCAUCAAGUGUAUCAAAGGCAGCAACUUCAAACAGCAGUGCCACUUUUGAGGACCAAGUCACAAAACUGGAGGAGAUUUCGCGACUCAUUUCCAAACAACUGGCCCUAGCAGAGAAGGUUGCAGCACGGAACAAAGCGGCUCUAGAAGCAACUGGAUUAGUGGUAGACAUGGACUCGGGAAGCUCAAACGAAAGUGGGAACGGAGACGCCUCAUCGGCACUGAGGUGUUCCAGCAACGCCACUGCGGCCGCUUUGGCAGCUGCGGCCAAGCGACAGUCGAUACAUCGAGCUAGCAUUGCAUGCAGUCCAAUACCCGAAGCAGAAAUGCUGAAUGCCGCCACAUCAUUCGAGGACUUGGGAGCCUACAACGCAAUAUACAAUGCAGUUGCCGCACACGUGGAUGCAUCUGUUUUGGAGAACAGACAAAACGACCAGCUGCUGUUGGGAGAGGGGUCAGGGCUGAGCAAACUGUCAGCAUCACAAAGGUCACUUCCAGCUCUGCUUCCCAGUCACUUCUCCUUCAUGCCACCAGUUCCUUCCACCAACUUCCUCCCGAACGUGAUCCAGAACCCAGCAUCGCCCGGAUUCCCCCCAGUCGCUAAUUUGGCCACAUCUGCCGCCAAUAGCUAUACGUCUUCAACUGUUCCUAGAAAUGCAGCCUCACAGUCAGCAGAAGCCCACAACGGGGAUCGAACCCCGGUCGGAGGCGAUGAACACCAGCAGCAGCAGCAGUAUCCACACCCUCCGGCAUCUUUGACUAGAAGUGGAAAUGUAGAUGACUCUAUGCCUCCGCCGCCACCUGCUUCCUACAGUAGACCAAAUGGAACCUCUACUUUAGAAGUUAUCUCAGGAGGAAGCAGUUUCGAUUCUGAUUGCUACGGAAGCACUGGCGGCGGUUCCAAAUCAGAAAGGAUCAACUAUCUAGAGACUACUCUAGGUCCGAAGGUAUACACGACGUCGGUGCCUGGACCAAGUCCAGAAGAUGAUAUGAAUGGCGUCAAUUCGGACGGAGACAGUGGCUAUGACAAGCAGUCUUCCCUCAAUAACAACAGCAAUAACCUCUUCUACCCCGCAGACUCUUAAAAGACAAACAAGGUGCACUGCAGCACUGAAUUUUCAAAAUGCGGCUACAACUUUCUUAAACCUCUGCUGCGACAUGAUUAGUUUCUUUUCUCUCAUACCUUUUCCCAACGAAUUGAGCGGCCAUUUUGUCUAUAUUGUAAAUUAUAAAUUCUUUUGAGGUCUGUCCUUUUUUUCACAAUGCUUGGGUGUCUCAUUUUCAGCUCAAGUUGUAAACUUCACCUUUUGACAUUGUUACCCUGGUUGCUUUUUGCAAUUGGCGUUUAAUUUGUUGAUUAGUCUAAUUUUUUAAUUUGUAAUAAUACAUUUUGUAGUUAUGGGUCUCAUCACUUAUUUAAAGUUUUCUAUUUUUCUAUAUCUCCUCAAAUGCUUGAAUCUGAAUCACUCAAUAUUGAAUAGAAAUAAAUGCACUAAUGUCUAAAUUUUACUAAUUGUGGAUGUUUCAUCACAGUCUACUUAAAUUUGUAAGUAUUUCGUAGUUUCAAUUCAGUGACGGUUAUUUUGUUGUUAAUUUGUCAAAUUUUACAGCCUUAGUCAAAUGACCUAGAAGUCAAUCUAACAUGAAUAAAGUAUACUUAAUUAAAUGGUAUUUGAUUGAUUGACUGAUAAUGAACUGAUCUCUAAGUUGUCAAUAAUUGGUAAUUAAGUUUU
Molecule: messenger RNA, 6006 nt
Organism: Symsagittifera roscoffensis
Lineage: Eukaryota; Metazoa; Xenacoelomorpha; Acoela; Convolutidae
Product: AF4/FMR2 family member lilli-like
Exons: 17
Coding region: 1411-5358 (1315 amino acids)
Molecular function (GO): nitric-oxide synthase binding
Source: RefSeq, a predicted model, not a curated record